ACCGAACGUAGUGAUAACUGGAUUGAAUGCAUUCGAUUGUGUGUGCAGUAGUUUGUUGUGUAAUGUGUGCACACUAGUCUACCCAUUACGGUAUAACAACACAACACCCCCGCGUCGCGCUCGUCCGCCGUAGUGGCGUUCUUCGGUGUAUGUUUUUUGAUUUGUUCGUCCCCGUCAACGGCUUUCAGAUUGGUGCAUGUGCGUAUAGAUUGAUAGCUUUUGGUUUAUAGACAUUCGCCGUCUCGUGUGUCGCGCGCGCCGUGUCUGUCCGCCGUCGCGCCGCUCGCCGCCCGCAGUCUGCGACACCGCCGUCGUUGUUUUCCGACCGACCGACCGACCGACCGAAUCGCAUCGCCAGCAAUCGGUGACGACCGCCGCCCGAGUGUCGGGCGAAAUGGACGCCGUCAAUCGGUUCACGUCCACUGGUGCCCACCGACCAACCGUCGUCGGCGUUUCUCUGUGAAUUCCACGCAAGUCGUCCCGUCGCAUCCGACACGAUGUCGUGCCGACCGCUUAUUGCGGCGCCGUCGUUCGCGGCAGCAACGUCGUUGCUGUUGAUAGGUUUGUGUGCGGUUUCGUUCGCCCACUCUUCGAGGCAACAGAUCCAAGACGGAUCGAUCGGCGACGACACGACCGGCCACCAUGGCCGGUGUGAACCCAUCACCAUACCGUUUUGCAUGGGCAUAGCGUACAACGAAACAAUCAUGCCCAACUUGUUUGGCCAACAGCGUCAAGACGAAGCGGGCUUCGAAGUGCAGCAGUACUAUCCGCUGGUGAAAAUCCAGUGUUCGCACGAUUUGCAAUUCUUUUUGUGCAGUGUUUUCGUUCCCGUCUGCACUAUUAUCGAAAGACCUAUCCCACCGUGUCGAUCACUGUGUGUGUCAGCUCGUAAUGGUUGUGAAUCGAUCAUGAAUCGUUUUCAAAUCCAAUGGCCCGAUAACCUAGAAUGUUCAAAGUUCCCUGAAAACGGGCAACUCUGCGUUGGUGAGAAUAACGUAACAAACACUUCUCCGACACCGCAGACUGGCUUAAUAGAACAAAACGGAAAAGAUUUUUCAGCGCCAGGUUCUAGACACUUUUCAGGAGACCAAGGAUAUUCAAACAAUCCCAAUAGCUUUGACAUUGGAUUCGUUUGCCCACAACAAUUUCGAAUUGAGUCUAACAGUAAUAAAAAAAGAUCUGAUAGAAAUAAUCAAGUUUAUACAUUAAAAGUUGGCAAUAAGGUAGUAAAGGAUUGUGGUGUACCGUGUGAUGCAUUUUGGAGUCAAGAUCAAAUGCGCAAAGCUAGAUCAUGGGUGGCUUUGUGGUCUGUAUUGUGUGCUAUAUCCUGUUUGUUUACAUCUUUAACAUUUGCCAUCGAUACUCACCGUUUUCGAUAUCCUGAACGACCAAUAAUAUUCUUGUCUUUAUGUUAUCUGAUGGUUUCCAUAUCUUAUCUGAUUGGAUAUUUAUCAGGAAACAACAUUGCGUGCAACAAGCAAAAUUUAAUUACUCAAGGUACAGAUGAUAAUGAAUGGUGCACUGUACUAUUUAUGGUGUCGUAUUUCUUUAGUACUGCAUCUUCUGUAUGGUGGGUUGUGUUGACAUUGACUUGGUUCUUGGCUGCGGGACUUAAAUGGGGACAUGAAGCUAUUGAAGCAAAUUCUCAUUAUUUCCACUUGGCGGCAUGGACAGUUCCUGCUGCUAAAACAAUUACAGUACUGGCUAUGGGAAAAAUUGAGGGUGAUGUGUUAACUGGUAUCUGUUCAAUGGCUGUUUGGAGUGAUGAUACUGCUGUGAGAGAUAUGGUGCUGAUUCCUUUAGUAGUAUACUUGAUCUUGGGUACAGCAUUUUGGAUGGCUGGAUUUGUUUCUUUAUGCCGCAUUCGAAAAGUAAUGAAACAUGAUGGCACCCGAGGUACUGACAAAUUGGAAAAAUUGAUGAUAAGAAUUGGGGUCUUUAGUGUUUUAUACACAGUACCUGCUGUGGCUCAAAUCUUAUGCUUAGUUUAUGAACAUGUCAAUCUCAGUUCAUGGAUAAUUAGUUGGCAUUCUACUCUUUGUCAAGAUCCAAAGUAUGCUUUACCAUGUCCUUCUCAACCCAGUGAUCCAGGAAGAAAACCUAGCUUUGAGGUGUUUAUAGCUAAAUAUUUUGUUUCAUUAUUAGUUGGUCUUACAUCGAGUGUUUGGAUUUGGUCUGGUAAAACUUUAAAUAGUUGGCAAAAAUUUUUGGCACGAAUUCGACCUAAUUCAGGUAAAUCUGAAGCAUAUGUUUAAUUAAGUUUAAGAUUUGGUUUAUUAAUGUAUCAUCAACAUUUGUUUAUUAAUUGAGAUUUCUUACAAGCUAAUAUAUUUUACUCCAACCACAGGGCAUAUAUUAAUUAGGGAUGAUUUGAUACCACUUUUUGACUAUCCAAUUAACUUUUAUAUUGGCUUAAGUCCAACUUUCAAUGUACAUAUUAGUUAUCAAAAUUUGACCACCCUUAAUCGAUAUAUAAUUAACAUCACUAAAUGUCAUGUAUAUAAUUAUACAUUCAGUGGUAAUUAAAUGUAUAUUUAUGUACAUAUAAAAUAAUAAUAAUCAUUAUUUAGGCUUGUUUAACAAUUUAUUACUUUUACUAAGUAGUAACAAUAAUCCUUAUUUCUUAGAAAUAUAAUAAUCAUUGAUGUUACGCUAGAAUUAUAUAUUUUUUUUAAUUUUAUACACCACAAUUUCUACUACUAUUAUUUAUGUAAUUUUAUG
Messenger RNA from Rhopalosiphum maidis (corn leaf aphid), 2721 nucleotides. Its product is annotated as frizzled-2-like. The transcript is spliced from 2 exons. Lineage: Eukaryota; Metazoa; Arthropoda; Insecta; Hemiptera; Aphididae. Gene Ontology annotation, biological process: canonical Wnt signaling pathway; non-canonical Wnt signaling pathway. Gene Ontology annotation, molecular function: Wnt-protein binding; Wnt receptor activity. The record is from RefSeq and is a predicted model, not a curated record. Gene Ontology annotation, cellular component: plasma membrane. Bases 498 to 2255 code for a protein of 585 amino acids.